AUGGCGUCCCAUACAGUUAGGAUGAAGCUUAUAUACAACGCCCCAAGCUCAACAAUGACAAGAGGAAUAUGGCUCGUCAUCACCUCUCCUUCAAUUUUUAAGGUUCUAUGUUACCUAGUCCCUUUUACUGUAGUAGUACCAUCAGUGGCAUUCCGGAGCUAUACAACUGCUGGAGAUACGGUGGGUCCUUUCAACGGGGCCCCGGUCUCAGUGGAGCUGCAGACAACGAUGACGAUUACUGUCAAGAUGAAGAAGAGUCUUAUCUACGCAGAGGGUCGAUACAGUGAUAAAUUCCAACAAAUCUAA
Molecule: messenger RNA, 306 nt
Organism: Aspergillus wentii DTO 134E9
Lineage: Eukaryota; Fungi; Ascomycota; Eurotiomycetes; Eurotiales; Aspergillaceae
Exons: 3
Coding region: 1-306 (101 amino acids)
Source: RefSeq, a predicted model, not a curated record